AUGCAUUUAAAAGUUCUAUAUCAUAAUAUUUAAUAAUAAAAUGCCAAAUUAGAUGGUCAUAGUAAUACUGUUUAGUCAGUCUGUUUCUCUCCUGAUGGAAAUACAUUAGCUUCUGUUAGUAGAGAUAAUGCUAUCCGUCUAUGGGUUGUUAAGACAGGAUAAGAAAUUAAGUCCUCUGAUAAUGUUCUUGCAUAAUUUAAUAUUCCUCUCUAAUAAAAUUGUCCAUUAUAAGAAGGUAAUAUUAUUUUAUUUGAUAUUUUUAGCCUCCAAUUACAUCACCACACUCCUUAUAUCAUAAUAGGCUAUAUUUUAAGCAUAAGGAGCACUAAUUUUGAGAGGAGAGUUUAUCAAUCAAUCAGGUAUUGAUUUAAAGACAUUGUUUAAACAAAAAGGAAGUUGCAUUUUAGAAGACCUUAAGUAAAAGUGA
This is a messenger RNA of Paramecium primaurelia, 427 nucleotides long. The record is from the annotation of a GenBank genome assembly. Lineage: Eukaryota; Ciliophora; Oligohymenophorea; Peniculida; Parameciidae.